AUGCUUCUGGCGCGGAUGAAGCCGCAGGUGCAGCCGGAGAACAGCGGGGUGGACCCGGGGCCGGAGCAGCCCGUACAAGGGCGCAAAGCCGCGGAGCUGUUGGUGGUGAAGGAGCGGAACGGCGUCCAGUGUCUCCUGGCGUCCCGCGAUGGCGAUGAGCAGACACGCGAGACCUGGGGCAAAAAGAUCGACUUCCUGCUGUCCGUGAUCGGCUUCGCGGUGGACCUGGCCAACGUGUGGCGCUUCCCGUACCUCUGCUACAAGAAUGGUGGCGGUGCCUUUCUGAUCCCGUACACCCUGUUCCUUAUCAUUGCUGGGAUGCCCCUCUUCUACAUGGAGUUGGCUCUGGGCCAGUACAACCGAGAAGGGGCAGCCACAGUGUGGAAGAUCUGCCCAUUCUUCAAAGGUGUCGGCUAUGCUGUGAUCCUCAUUGCCAUCUACGUCGGCUUCUACUACAAUGUCAUCAUCGCCUGGUCGCUCUACUACCUCUUCUCCUCCUUCACCCUCAAGCUGCCCUGGACCGACUGCGGCCACGCAUGGAACAGCCCCAACUGCACCGACCCCAAGCUCCUCAACAGCUCCGUGCUGGGCAACCACACCAAGUACUCCAAGUACAAGUUCACGCCCGCGGCAGAGUUUUAUGAGCGUGGCGUCCUGCACCUUCAUGAGAGCGGCGGGAUCCACGACCUUGGCCUGCCCCAGUGGCAGCUCUUGCUCUGUCUGAUGCUUGUCGUUGUCAUCCUGUUUUUUAGCCUCUGGAAAGGAGUGAAGACAUCAGGAAAGGUGGUGUGGAUCACGGCCACGCUGCCCUACCUCGUGCUGUUUGUGCUCCUGGUCCAUGGCAUCACGCUGCCGGGCGCCUCCGACGGCAUCAACGCCUACCUGCACAUCGACUUCUACCGCCUAAAGGAGGCCACGGUAUGGAUCGAUGCAGCAACGCAGAUAUUUUUUUCCUUGGGGGCUGGAUUUGGAGUCCUGAUUGCAUUUGCCAGUUACAACAAAUUUGACAACAACUGCUACAGAGAUGCCCUGCUCACCAGCACCAUCAACUGUGUCACUAGCUUCAUCUCCGGCUUCGCCAUCUUCUCCAUCCUUGGUUACAUGGCGCACGAACACAAGGUCAACAUUGAGGACGUUGCCACUGAAGGAGCUGGCCUGGUGUUCAUCCUAUACCCGGAGGCCAUCUCCACCCUGUCGGGUUCCACGUUCUGGGCUGUCGUGUUCUUCAUCAUGCUUCUGGCUCUGGGGAUUGACAGCUCGAUGGGAGGCAUGGAAGCUGUCAUCACAGGCUUGGCAGACGACUUCCAGGUCCUGAAGAGACACCGGAAACUCUUCACGUUUGGUGUCACCUUUGGAACCUUCCUUCUGGCCCUGUUCUGCAUAACCAAGGGCGGAAUAUAUGUGCUCACCUUGCUGGACACCUUCGCGGCCGGGACCUCCAUUCUGUUUGCCGUGCUCAUGGAGGCCAUCGGAGUCUCCUGGUUUUAUGGUGUGGACAGGUUCAGCAACGACAUCCAGCAGAUGAUGGGGUUCAAGCCAGGCCUGUACUGGAGACUGUGCUGGAAGUUUGUCAGCCCCGCCUUCCUCCUGUUUGUGGUGGUGAUGAGUGUCGUCAACUUCAAGCCACUCACCUACGAUGACUACAUCUACCCGCUCUGGGCCAACUGGGUCGGAUGGGGCAUCGCGCUGUCCUCCAUGGUCCUGGUGCCCGCCUACAGCAUCUACAAGUUCCUCAGCACGCGGGGCUCCCUUCGGGAGAGACUGGCCUAUGGCAUCACGCCGGAGAACGAGCAUCACCUGGUGGCCCAGAGGGACGUCAGGCAAUUCCAAAUGCAGAUGAGACAAAUGAGAAGGAGAGCUCCCAACUCUUGCCAAAUAUCCUGCCGGUAAAGGUCCCCAAAGCUGCCUUAAUUCUCAGAGGGCGCCCCUGUCCCGGGGAGGGAAGGCUGUCUCUGGCCAUAUGACCUGUUUUGCGUCCCCGGUGAUGUGGGACCGAAGCACUCUUACCAAAGAUGUCGUUUCCUAGCAAAGAAGCCCACGGAGCUCAUUUUGGUUGUUUGCUUCCUUUGGAAGCCAUGGGACGGAGAAGAACAGAGAGGAUGCGCAGUAGAAACAGCGCAGCCUUGAGGGUCCCCGGGGACCUGGGUCUGUGGCUGCCCAGCGGGGUUCCGAGGAGGGGUCUCCUCGUCUCUCUGUUCUUUGGCUGUAAAAGCGAGGGUUGGAUCAGAUCAUUAAAGGUCCCAUCCAGUUAAAAAACGCUCCUGUCUCCACGACAACGUACUUGUGCUGAAUUUACAAUGAGGGAAGGACCUCGUUGACUGUGGGACUUUCCAGAAUGAUCCAGUGGUCAAUAACCUGUUGAGUAGAGAAAUGUCAGAUUUCUGACCUCCAAAACUUUGAUUUUUCUGUACCUUCAGUAAUUCCUCCUUCUCCAGUAUUUCUUCCACUGAUGCCAGAAACACUUGGUAUUAAAAAAUAAUAAUAAUAAAAUCCAACCCAUCUGUGUUGAGGGUCUUGAGGGGAGCCCGCCACAGCCUGGUGAGGCCCAGGACCUGCAGCGGUGUGGGUAUCUGGCACCACGUCAGAAACUACCGGAACACUGGUGAACGUGAAGUUGUUUGGGGGGUCCCCACCCUCACCCCUUGUUUCUCCACUUCUGUGUAAGUAAAGACUGGCCCAGUGGCGCCCUCUCUGUCACGGACUGUUCCAGUGUCACGAGGUGUCUAUGUCUGGUGUGGAUUUAUUUUAAAAGCUGUUCUCUUCAUGGAAAAAUCCGUGUACAGAAUAAUAAAGGAGAUUUCCUGUGC
Molecule: messenger RNA, 2807 nt
Organism: Suricata suricatta (meerkat)
Lineage: Eukaryota; Metazoa; Chordata; Mammalia; Carnivora; Herpestidae
Gene: SLC6A2
Product: solute carrier family 6 member 2
Exons: 14
Coding region: 1-1890 (629 amino acids)
Biological process (GO): sodium ion transmembrane transport; dopamine uptake involved in synaptic transmission
Cellular component (GO): presynaptic membrane; neuron projection; neuronal cell body membrane
Molecular function (GO): neurotransmitter:sodium symporter activity; dopamine:sodium symporter activity; norepinephrine:sodium symporter activity
Source: RefSeq, a predicted model, not a curated record